Symbiodinium natans is the source of this 1299-nucleotide messenger RNA. The record is from the annotation of a GenBank genome assembly. Lineage: Eukaryota; Dinophyceae; Suessiales; Symbiodiniaceae.
AUGGAGCUCACAGGACCUACAGAGCCCAUGGAACUCACAGAACCCAUGGAGCCAAUGGAACUCACAGAACCCAUGGAGCCGAUGGAACCCGCAGAGCCCAUGGAAGAAGGGGAACAAGAAGAAGAAAUGGAGCCACGAAGAAAGGAGAUCAAGAUUCACCGUGUUGGCAUGGGAAAAGGCUACGGAUCUUCAGCAAGCAGUGCAGCUGAAGGAAGUGGAAGUGCACCAAGCUAUAUGCCUCCAAAGCCGAAGAAGAAGCCCGAACGACCAGUGGUGGAAGGAAGAGAUUACAUUCCCUUGGAAGGAGGAGAACCAGACGGGCCAGUGGAGAUCGGGAGUCCUAGUUCCUCUAGCCCCGAAACUACAAUGGUGUACCAAGAGGCACCGCCUACACCAAGAAGGGCGCCGAGAACACUUUCGUCUGGGCACAUCGCCUUGGAGCUGCAAGAGCAGCAAGUGUCUGCUGAGCAACGCAGGAGCCAGUUCGGUUUCCAAAGUCAGGAGGGCCACCGCCACCACCAGCGGGCCCAGAACCAGAGCAAGCUCCAGAGUGUCCACCGCCAGGACAAGAACGAGCUCCAGAGUGUCCACCUCCGGACCCAAUGCCGUGUGGUACGAAACUUCCUCUUCACACGCUGGACGGGGAACCCAGCAACGCAGCAGUGGCGGAACACAUCCGCCGGAAUGAGGAAGAGUAUGCUGCAAGACGUGCCGGUGCAAUUCCUUCAGGAGACGAAGCAAGAGCCAGGGAAUCCAAGGAAUUUGCUCGUGGAGUUGCAUACUUUCGGGCCAGGUACGGCCAGCGAAGCCAAAGCAGUGGAACAGCGAGUUCCAGCCGAGACACGGGGCCUGGGACCCUACAACCCAGGACGGGGCCUGGGACCCUACAACCCAGGAUGGAAGAUGCGAGAGCUGAACCAGGGAGCAGUUCCAGAGGACCACCUCCGAAGGAACGACCUGCUGGAAGCAAGGAAGAUGACUGGGGAGAUUGGUCAGGACGAUGAGGUCGACUACCAGAAGGAGAAAGCAGAGGUCUACUACCAGAAGGAGAAAGCAGAGAUCGACUACCAGGAGGAGAAAACAGAGAUCGACUACCAGGAGGAAUCAAAAUUCUAUGGCCUAUGUACAAACAAGAGCCUCUACUCCGACAAGACUAUGAAUGGAACAAGAGAUCCAUUGGUGAUGUGGAUUUGGACCAGCAUUCCAGGAGCAAAGAACCUCUACGACCCCAAGACUAUGCAAUUCGAUUACAAUGGAGCAAUGGCAAUGAUGCUUAUGCUUGGAGUAUCAGGCGCUUGA